Molecule: messenger RNA, 1080 nt
Organism: Klebsormidium nitens
Lineage: Eukaryota; Viridiplantae; Streptophyta; Klebsormidiophyceae; Klebsormidiales; Klebsormidiaceae
Source: the annotation of a GenBank genome assembly
CUGAACUUCCAAAUCCUUGCUGCACUUGGCUGUACGAGCAAUGUAGCAUGUACAUGGCUACAUGCUGGCCAUGUACCGUAUGGCAUACGGUACAGUAUUAACUGCAAGCACCUCGAACACCUGAAGGCUGAAGGCGAUAGCUUGGGAGCAGAAGAAAUUGCACAAUGGCGUCCAGCACCAUUCUGAGAUGCGCCCCGGGCACUCUCUCUCUUACUCAAACUGUCACCGCAGAGGCCUCCUCCCAACACAGCCCGGCGGCCACUUCGUGCUGUCGAAGGAAGACAUCUGCUCUCCGCUCGUCCUUCUUAGGAAAGUCACACGGCAUUAGCAGGCGCAACGUUGUGGCCAUCAAAGCGGGGACGGUGUCUGGCUCAAGGAUAAGUGCCUGGUUCAAGUUUGGCAAGAAUGGGAUGGACUCAAGCAGUGCUGGUAUAUAUGGAAGUCAGGGAAGGGAUGAUUAUGACGAGGAUGAUGUUGAGCAGUACUUUAACUAUAUGGGGAUGUUGGCAGUGGAGGGAUCCUACGACAAGAUGGAGGCGCUUUUGAGCGCCAGCAUUCACCCAGUGGACAUUCUGCUCCUUUUAGCCUCAUCAGAAGGAGAUAAACCCAAAAUCGAAGAGCUAUUGGCAGCGGGGGCCAAGAUCGAUGUGAAAGAUGCUGAUGGGAGGACGGCAAUAGACAGGGCAGCAAAUGACGAAGUCAAAGCACUCCUACAACAAGGAGCCAAAGCACAGGUUUAAUAAUGAAGGAGCAACUGUUGCAAAGGGGUUGGUGUUGAACAUUUCCUUUUCAAAGGCUUUGAAGGCUCAUCGCCGAGACUACUCUUGAAGAUUACAGCAUUGCAAUGCCAAAGUCUGCUUACAAAUCCAUGCGCCAAGUAUACACCGCUCAGACUUCUGAGGUUGCAGUUACUACGGCAACGGGGCAGAAUUGAAAGGCGAGUAGGGUUGGAUCAUUCAGGAGAAGCCAUUGGCCACAUGUCAUCUACGGCGUAAUUAUUGAGACUCGAGACCAUCAUGCUCACCUCGACGAGACAUGGUCGGACACAUCAGAAUUUAAUCAACUUAGCUCGAUUUUGGC